Messenger RNA from Talaromyces proteolyticus, 1548 nucleotides. Its product is annotated as putative hexose carrier protein. Gene Ontology annotation, biological process: carbohydrate transport; transmembrane transport. NCBI's taxonomy places the organism in Eukaryota, Fungi, Ascomycota, Eurotiomycetes, Eurotiales, Trichocomaceae. The transcript has 7 exons. Gene Ontology annotation, cellular component: membrane. Gene Ontology annotation, molecular function: carbohydrate:proton symporter activity. Bases 1 to 1548 code for a protein of 515 amino acids. The record is from RefSeq and is a predicted model, not a curated record.
AUGAAGAAAACGUCCACCGGGACCUGGAUGCCCGCAUGGGUUCCAGAGUCGACUCUCGUUCUUUCAUUUCUUCUCAUGAUCUGUGCUAUGGUUCAGUCGGCGACGGGUGGCUAUGACGGGUCUAUGUUGAACGGACUCAACAUUCUCCCAUCUUAUACCAGCUAUUUCAACUUAAAUCCGGCGACUACGGGCUUGAAUACAGCAUCAGUAUUCAUCGGCACCUUUUUCGGUGCUGUUAUUUCCGGUGUUUUGGCAGACCGUCUUGGACGUCGUCCAGCAAUUUUCUGGGGCUCUGCUGUCACCCUGGUCGGUAUCUUACUUCAGACUGCUGCCCAAAAUAUAGCUAUGUUCGUGGUGGCGCGGAUUGUGCUGGGUUUUGGGUCGGCCAUUUCAGGCGUCGCUGGCAGCGUCUAUCUUGCUGAGACAUUUCCAAGUCGGUGGCGUGCUUGGGGAGUUGGGCUGUUAAACGACUUUUAUUAUGUUGGAGCAUUGAUUGCCGCUGGAAUUACACUUGGAACAGGUGAAUGGAAUUCGACUUGGGCAUGGAGAGCGCCUUCCCUAUUUCAAGGAAUUUUCUCCCUUGCCUGCAUCAUUAUUCUCCCUUUCAUCCCCGAAUCACCGCGUUGGCUAGUCCAUGAGGGCUUUCACAAAGAAGCACGGCUCGUUGUCGCAUUGACAAACUCGGAUGGGAAUCAAAGUGACCCAGUAACGAUAACAGUCUACAAAGAGAUUCUUGAUACUCUAAAUUGGGAGAAAAGCCAGGACCGUACCAUGAGUCCUAAAGAAAUCAUCAAAACCCCAGUAGCACGGAAGCGUCUACUCAUCGGGGGCUCGGCCGGUCCCUUUUCGUGUAUUGCAGGCAAUAUCAUUGCCUCUUACUAUCUCGGGUCUGAACUUGAGACUGCAGGAAUUACCAGUAACCUUGAGCAGCUAAAGGCAAAUGUCGUUUUGAAUGUCUGGUGUCUGGCCUGCGCUCUUGUCGGAACCCAUCUUGCCGCUAGAUGGGGACGGAAGUCGACCGCUUUACUCUCGCAAACUCUUCUCAUUGCAUGCCUCUUCAUCAUAGGUGGUCUGUCCAAGAUGUACGCUGAUGAUCCAGAUGGUGCUUCCAACGCUUUAGUAUAUGGAGAUGUGGCAGUGAUGUUUCUGUUCCAAGGAUUUUAUUCUAUUGCCUGGACGCCACUGCUUUAUCUAUACCCACCAGAAGUUCUUAAUUAUUCGAUAAGGGCUAACGGAAUUGCCUUUUCGUCAUUUGCACUGAAUGCAUUUGCUCUCGUGUUCGUAUACAUUAUGCCGAUAGGGCUUAAUAAUAUUGGAUGGAAAAUGUACAUGGUAAAUGGGUCGUGGGAUAUAAUUAUCUUAGUUCUCAUCGCAGUUUACUGGGUCGAAACCAAAGGCAAAACACUUGAAGAAAUUGACGCAAUUUUUGAAGGCGAAAAGCAUUCUUCGGUACCCAAUGUUGAACUUGUGCGGCAGGGGAAGGAGAGCGUUGAUGUAGGCAAGGUGGAGCAACAGAUCAUGGCGGAGGUGCAAACGAUGCGAGAGUAA